AGUCUGGCGCUAGAAACGAGUGAGGGAGGUGCGGCUCUGUGCUCGUCCGCUCUAACCAUUCUUUAUCAGUCCCCUGGUGAGAGAAAGUUGCAGGGGCAAAGUCAGGAAAGAUAGAGAAAAGAUAUAUAUAUAUAUUUGUGCCGUGGAAUGUAGAGUGAAGUUUGUGUGGAUUAUAUGAGAGCGGCGGUGGACAGGUGGAAGAUCAAAACAACAGGUACUGAGAGGUCCAAUCAGAACAAGGUUUUGUCUUAGCAGGCCGCGUUCCACUGGUCCACCAAGAGAUCACUGAGACGAGCCAUUGUGUGGCGCCGACACAGGUUCCUUCACCUACACAGGAGUCUGAUGAACGUGUGCCAUGUUGGUGUGGGGCGGGGACCCCUGAGCCCCCCGCGCGCCCCAGGCCGGACCCCGGGGCACACGUAAAGUAUCCGGCCCUGGGGGUAGGCGAGGCGGCGUGAGAAGCAGCCCCAGGGGGCGGGCAGAGGAGCGCCCUGGAGGAGGAGAGAGAGAGAGAGGAGCCGAGUAAGAAGUGUGAGAGGGUGAGGAGAGAGUGUCUGCGAGCGUGGCCACCAGCACAGGAUGCCAGGCGUCGCCCAGUACUGACUAACAUCAGCAGCGGAUAUGCAGGGCUGACGUCAUCUGGAGAGUGCCCUGGGUGCCACAGCACAAGUGCCCAUCAGUGGCCCUCUGUCGUCGACACGUGCCACCCACACUGGCGCCGUGACCAUGUCGACGCCACCACCCACGUGUUGAGAGAGGAGUGAGGCAGGUGUUGGUGUGUGUGUGUGUGAACACAUAGGUGAGCGAGGCUCUUCACCAUGCCCAACAUGAACCUCAAGAAGCUGUGGAGGAAGAAGAGUGUGACCAUCACGGAAUACGACCCCACCUACAAGGUCGUCUAUCUGGGCAACGUCCUCACCGGCUGGGCCAAAGGGGAAGGAUGUGUGGACAAGCCGCUGGCAACACUAUGGAGGAACUACUGUCAAAGUACCCGGCAAGACAUCGCGAUGAAGGUGACGAUCUGCGGAGCGGGUCUGAGGGCGGUGACGCGGGAACACGGCCUCACGGAGUACUGGGCCCACCGCGUCACCUACUGCGUCGCUCACCCGGCCUACCCCAGGGUCUUCUGCUGGGUCUACCGCCACGAGGGACGCAGGCUCAAGCAGGAGCUCCGCUGCCAUGCUGUCCUCUGUCCCAAGAACACCAAGGCCGAGGCAAUGGCAACACAACUGAGGGUCCGCCUUACAUCAGCUCUGCAAGAAUUUAGACGAGAAAAAGUUGUGCGACAGAAUGCUCGGAUGUCCCUCAUGCACGCCAUCUACGACUCUGCGUCCAUCCCACGGCGCAAGCUGCUCCUGUCCACGGGGGCUGCCAACUAUCGCCCACCCCUCGAGAGGUCCAAGAGUGCACCUAAGCUUGGUGCCAUCGAAGAGACCAUAGAAGAGGAGGACGAGGAGGGUCUCGGAAAUAGCGACGAGGAGGAAAUAGAUGACUUAGCUUCGGUUCACCUACAGCCGGAAGAGGAUGUAGGUGGGUCCAGCACCAUGUCAGAGACAACCUCAGAUAUUGUUGUGGAUUAUGACUCUAGUAGUGAGGUUGCAAGUGCCGGACAAGAUCAUUAUGUGCUUGAAGAAGAGUACGAAGAUGACAGUCCACAGUUUGCUUCUCCAUGCCACCACUCCGAGAGUCUCCUUUAUUGCCCAGUGCCUCCCCUCUCGCCUCUGGAUGACCGACCACUGCAUCACAAGCCACUGGGUGUUGUGGAAGAAGCAGUGGAUGACGAGGGGUCAUGUGAUAGUACAAGAGGUGCUGAUGUACGAGGAAGAGAUGAUUUGGGUUUGCUGGCCUCCUUAACACGUGAGCUAAACCUCGCUCCCCCUGCAGAGGAAUCUCUCACUUCGGACCAACCUGAGUCCUUGGGAUCCCACUCGUGCAGUUCCUCAUGCGGUGCCUGCAGCGACCCCUGUGAUGUCACUACUGAGCAGGAGAACCUCAUGAACGAAAGUGAUCACAUUAUUAAUGAAAGUCACCUUAUAAAUGGAGGUGAAAACCCAGGGAAGAUGGCUCGCAUGGAAGGUGAUAACAUAAGUGAAGAAAGUGGCUACUCUGAGGACAAAGACUCUCUUCAAAAUCUAGAUGCAACCAAACUGUAGUGCCCUCUGUUGGUGAAACCUGGUACCUUAGCAGUGACUUACCAGUGAUACUGUAGUGAGUGAACCUCCUUCCCUUGUUCAGAAAAUAUAAUCAUGCAAGUCCCUUUCCUCUGUGUGAUUACAGUUAGGAAUGUGUGUGACACAUGCAAGGACAGAUAUACUUUUCUGUCCCGUCUCUAGUGUGGUGUAUGCUUCUGUUACUAGUCCAGAGAACUUAGUGCUUCAUUGUUUAAAAAAGAUCUUGCGAAGUGCUUCUUAUACAACCAGAUGAAGGUCAGAAUCAGACAAUUUGGUUAUGAAAUAGUCAAUAAAUAGCAAGGAUUCAAUGCUUCCACUCAUAAAUAUUGAUAUGUUCUGACAUCUUGAAGGAAGAAAAGUUCAUUAUGUAACAAAUCAAAAUGCCUUAAAGUUCUCCUGUUGACAAGAUUCAUUUAAUGUUUGAUCUACUCUGCAUUCAUUUGCCUGUCAAUGAACGUUAACAGAUAUCAGAAGCAGCAUACUGUCAAUUCAAACAGAUUACCAUAAUUCAUAGGAGAUUAUGGUAAAUCUGGAUGUACUACUGUAUGCUUGAACAAGUUGCCGGUGACUCUGGUAGUGACCCAGCUGGAAUAGUUUCCAUAGGUGUCAGUGAAUCACAGUUGUUAGCUUUACCCCCCCCCCACACCUCUUCUUCAUUAUGACCAUUAACUAAGUUGUGAAUAUUAUGUGUAUUAUGUAACUAAGCUUUUUAACACCAGUAAGCUAUACGAGUAUAUGCCAGUAGCUGCUGGCUAAAGAUCCAACAGUAUAUAUUUGAAACCUUUAGUAUUCUCUGGUAUACACACCAUUCCCUGGAUACAUCUUAUCUUGACUUAAAAUUAUCAUUGAAGAUAAAGAUGAGUGUGUCAGUUGCUGAUCUAUAAUUAAGUCUGUGACUAUAUUGCGAUCAGAAUAUUAUUUAUCGUGUGCUCAUUACGAUUUCAAAAAUAAUAUAAAGCUAGUGGUAAUAUUAAAUGCAUGUAAUUACAUGCCAAAUUUUACCACUGUGAAAUUUUAAUUCCCAAAGGUGCCAUAUUCCGUUUUAUGUGUCAGCCUAUCAUCAGGUCAUCUUUCAUUAUCAUUACAAAUUGACGCGCUUCAAACAAUACCCUUGUACUUCCCCCAGAUAUUGAUGCUCUUCAAAUAGGAUCCUUGUACUUUCCCCAGAUAUUGACACUUCAAACUCUUGCACUUUCAAGCCCUUGCACUUUCCCCAGAUAUUGACGCUCUUCAAACAAGACCCUUGCACUUUCCCCAGAUAUUGACGCUCUUCAAACAAGACCCUUGCACUUUCCCCAGAUAUUGACGCUCUUCAAACAGUACCCUUGCACUUUCCCCAGAUAUUGACGCUCUUCAAACAGUACCCUUGCACUUUCCACAGAUAUUGACGCUCUUCAAACAAGACCCUUGCACUUUCCCCAGAUAUUGACGCUCUUCAAACAAGACCCUUGCACUUUCCCCAGAUAUUGACGCUCUUCAAACAGUACCCUUGCACUUUCCACAGAUAUUGACGCUCUUCAAACAAGACCCUUGCACUUUCCCCAGAUAUUGACACUCUUCAAACAAGACCCUUGCACUUUCCCCAGAUAUUGACGCUCUUCAAACAGUACCCUUGCACUUUCCCCAGAUAUUUCAAUAUAUCCCAAAAGUUGAGGUUCUCUCAACAUGGGGUUUUGGUCAUCCUUGUAUCUUGGGUCUCCAUCAUUGCUGAUUCAUCACUUUUUUCACUAAUUUUUCUCCCAAGAUGCUUAUCCUUUCAAUUUCUACUAAAAAAAUUUCUCAUUUUACUUUCUUUUUACAAAAAAAAACAUUUUAUUUGUGAAAAUUCAUUUAACAAUAGGUUUGUAUUUUUCUUUCCUUAGCUUUAAAUAGCUAUACAGGUAUAUACUGUAUGUUUGAUUGAACUCAUUGAUAAAAUAAUAAUUAAAAUAUAGCAUAUAUUAAUAAAAAUAUCAUGUAUUGUAAUACAUUUGAAACAAAAAAAUCGUGAUCUGCUACAUUCAGUGAUUAUAUCAAUACGUUAUUUAUGCUAACUUUUCCAAGAUAGUAUUUAUCAAUGAUUCAAUGAUACUAUCUCACAUAAGGCUAUAUUUUGACUUCGAUUAGAUGUGUAUGAUAAUACUUAAUUGAAAUGCAUGUACAGUGUGUGUGUGUGUGUGUGUGUGUGUGUGUGUGUGUGUGUGUGUGUGUGUGUGUGUGUGUGUGUGUGUGUGUGUGUGUGUGUGUGUAAUUACCUGAGUGUAGUUACAGGAUGAGAGAUACACUCGUGGUGUCCCUUGUGUGUGUGUUUUCAAACACAGUGCUAAAACAAGUAUAUUUGAUAUCUUAGUGCAAUAUCAGAGAGAGAGAGAGAGAGAAACAGUAAGAUCUUUAGGCAUACAGUAUUGUUCAAAUACUGUACAGGAAUCAAACAUGUGACUGAAGUGCAUUCACAAGUACCUUAGGUAUUUUAUGAAAUGUUGUAUGACUUAAUAUAUACAUACUGUUGUUUGUAAAUAUUCCUUCAUGCCAUACUCUAUUAUAAAUCAUGUAUGCCCUCAUAUUCAUCAGCCUCAUUACAUUGGUAUAAAAUGGGGUGGGAUAGAUUAUUGGAGACAGACUGGUAUUCUAAUACAGAACGGAAUUAUGCUAAUCUGAUUUAUUGGCCUGUGAUUUACUUAUAGAGCUUCUUUAAUAUUGCAUUAUUAAAUUUCAAACAUCUUGAUUCUUCUGUACUUUGUAAUCGAAUGUUUUGUUAAGAGUUUCUUGUUAAUUGUUUCACUAAUUUCAACUUCUUUCCCUUGUUUGUUGAGUAAAUAUCUAAUAUUAUUUUGUAAGUAAUGAACAUGAAUCAUUUUGUUACUAAAAUGUAAAUAUUUUUUCCCCGAUGUACCAUUGUUAAUUUAGAGCAUGAAGCAUUUUACAUCUUAACGCCUUCAUAUUUACCGCAUGCUGUACGGUGACAUGCUAAAUGCAGCUAACUGCUAAGUCAAAUUCAUUAGUAUGUAACGAAUGAGUUGACAGUAGAGUGACUCAUGCAGAUCUUCGACCAAAUGCCAGCUGUUAAUUUUGUUCCCCUCACAAAAAUGUUUUCCCUCUCACAAAAAAAUUUCCUCUUACAAAAUUGUAUUCCAAUUUAAGGUUACAGUAUCUGUAUCUUCUCACUGGUGGCAUCAACAUUCUCAUCUAUUUAUGUGAUGUAAAAAUCAAAUCUGCAAAAAUUCAUUCAUCUGUAAUUAGACAACAUAAUUUAUAUAUCAUCUUUCCCGUAAAUCUUUUACAAGAUGGAUGUAUUUUGAAAGGUGUUCAUUAUUAAAGAAUUAGUUACAUUUGUCUCUCAAACCUAACUAGUUUCACCUACCAUUAGUAAUAUGACAUUCAUAUUCUUCUGGUAUUAUUUAUAGCCUAAAAUAUAAAUAUUGUUAUAAUUUCUUUGUUAAAAUGCAUAUUGAAGGACUUAAUAUUAGUUUAUUUUUUUAAUUACAGUACAUUACACGACAUAAAGUUAUUAGCCAGUCUCAUGUUUUGCAAGUUCCUGCCUUGCAGAGUCUCAUUUGAUGACAUAUAUUAUUCAGUGUUUAGUUAACCUAGUUAGUACAGUUUUUGUAUUUCAGUUCAAUUUGUGUGUUCUGUACUUGAAACACGCCCAUAGUGUGCUAGGCUAAAUAAUGGUGCCACAGGCAAAGUACCUUGAGUACGGUAUAGAACUUUGGUUUUAUACAUAUCACACACAUAAUAUCAGUAUUAUAUCAUGGAUUGUGCGGAAAAAAAUAAUCCAAAUAACUGUAAUUCCGUGACGAGUUGUCUUCUGUAUUCUCAACAUUUGACUAAUUUGUGAAAAUGGUGAAUAACUUUCAACUACUGUGAGAAUUGCAAUGUUAAAUAUUAUUGUGAGUGCUAAACUUUUAAAAUAUUAAUAAGGACCAAGUGUGCUGCAAGUUCAUGUUUAUUUGUACAUCUCUCGAGAAUUACGCGCAAUACCUCAUUACAAUGAAAGUUAGGGCUCAUAAAUUCUGUGCUUUAUGAACAAAACUUGGUGAUUAUAGCAUUUUAAACAAGAGGAUUGAUAAGUUUAGUAAUACUGUACUGUAUGAGAAUUUAUAUAAUAUAUUGAGUACUGUUUUGUGAAAACUUCAUAACAGUAGUUUUGUGAGAAUAAAACUAGCAAGACAUUUACUAUGGCAAUUGUGCUUCUUAGCAAGUAUGCUGUGAGAGCUAGAGUCGGUAAAUAUCUAGUACUAGUACUCUACGAAUUUGGCUUAAUAACCAAAAUAAUUUGAGAACAAUGCUUGAUCUUAUGCAUACUGUGAUGAAUUAUAACUAUAUGCUUAACAACUCUUAGAGAAUGGCUUGACAACUAUAGUUUUGUGAUAGUAAAAGAUGGCAAGUUAAUACGAGCUUUACUUCUCACAUUGUCUUAAAUAGUUCAGAAUAUGCAAUAUGCUUUAUACUGUGUGUAAUGAACCUGGGCUUAUAAGUAUUAUACCUUGUUAGUACAGUAGUAUACUUUAUUCUGGUAAAGUGAAUACGUCAUACGUCAUAGUGUUCACUGAUUAUUGUGAAGGUCACUAGUGAUAUUGUGUCUUAAUUAUAUUCAUAGCACAGCAAUUUGUGGUAAUUAUUGUACAACAAAAGAGUAAGCUUCCCGGUGUUGUGCGUCUCCAAGCCUCAGCUCCACACUAGCAGUGCCUCAUAAGUAAGAUAAACUGUAUGAAUAGGCAAUAGACUUUAAAAUUUGUAAUAUGUUAUGAAUACAAGGGUGAUGCUAAUUGUUUAAUUAUUUUACAAUGGAUUUGGUGUAGUAUUUCCACAGCUGUAAAGACUCUUUGGAGCUAACACAGUAUUCAUUCUUGGUACAGUGGUAAAUUCAUCAUAUGAAUGGAGAAAUGCCUUGGUAUUAGUCCUACUACAGCAUGACGAUACACCUUGAUGAGUAAAUCCAGGGCAAUGUGAACUACUGUACACGGUUUUGUAGUUCUGUACUUCAAAAGUUUUUGUGUUGGUGCUCACACACUUAGCACUUUUGAAUUUAGAAUUAGAGUGCCAGUCAGGGUGUAUGAAUGGAAACACGGCAGUAUUGGAGGUCAAGCAAGGCUAUAAGGACAGGAACACUGAGACAUAUUGGGGUUAAAGGCACUGCAGAACUGAUGAGUUGGUCAAAGACAAGCUCAUGCUGUAACUGGUGCCCCAUCUAUUGUGAUGCAAGCUACAUUCCAUGUAAAUAAAUAGCUAUUAAAAUGUUUAUGAAGGCAAUGUCAGGGAUGUAUAUAAGAAAUGUAAUUUUGUAUCAUAUAAGUAGAUGUUAUCUAUAGAAUUACCAAAUAAAACAUUAUCCAUAA
Molecule: messenger RNA, 7489 nt
Organism: Procambarus clarkii (red swamp crayfish)
Lineage: Eukaryota; Metazoa; Arthropoda; Malacostraca; Decapoda; Cambaridae
Product: protein FAM43A
Source: RefSeq, a predicted model, not a curated record